CUGGGCCAUUUUUUGAGCACGCCUUAUUGUCUACAUGCUUGCCGAAAUUUCAAAGAAGCUGUUGCCUUCCGUCAAUGGCAUCUCAGGGCACGAAGACCAGUGCCUCCUGCCAAUUCAGUGAUGAUGUUUUCAUUGGACGAUAAGAAACAUCUCCAAUGUCUCCUCUCGGUAAGCAAUGUCAGAGAAAGGGCGCGCGCAUCUCCAACACGAUUUAAAAGCUUCAUGGGCUCCAUAUGGACGUCCGGAGGAGAUGAUAUUCCUACCAUCUGAUCCAGUGAAACUACUUCCGGGCUGAGAAUACCUGCCCGUGAUUGGCCACCGCUCGUCUUUGACAUACCUCUAACCAUCAACACCUGUACUGUCAAUCCGCAAAAGCCUUCGACAAUGUCUGGCGGCGCACCAGUCCCUGUCCCCGUCAAGGGCGAAGACGCAGUAGUCCUGUGCAUGGAAGAUAUCAAAGAACGAGCGGACGCCAACCUGCCUGAAGUCGCAAGAGAUUUCUACAACUCUGGCUCAACAUACCAAACCACCAUCGCCGAGAACUCAUCUACCUUCAACAAAUACCGCCUCCGGUCCCGCGUGCUGAUCGACGUCUCCCAGCUCUCGACCUCAACAACUUGUCUCGACCGGACAAUCAAGUUCCCGCUAGGUAUAUCGCCGGCCGGCCUCCAAGCCAUGGCUCAUCCCGGAGGUGAACUUGCCACGUCCCGCGCCUGCGCCAACAUGGGCAUUAACAUGGCCAUAUCGAGCUUUGCCAACUAUCCCGUCAGGGACAUCACUUCCACCGGGAACAGAGGGGUGCACUACGCGAUGCAGCUGUACAUGAUGAAAGACCGCGGUCUGCAAGAAUCUAUUAUAAAAGCCGCGGAAGAAGCAGGCUGCAAAGCCAUCUUUCUCACGGCGGACUCUCCCGUUCUCGGGGUCCGCUAUAACGAAUGGCGCAACGACUUCCGGACCCCCGACGGCCUGGCCUAUCCGAUGUUGGGACUAACGAGCGAGAUGAUCCGCCGGCAGACGCACGACGCCGGGUUUAUGGCGCUCAACGAUGACAGCCAUAACUGGGAACGAGACAUUGCAUGGCUGAGAGCACGGACUAAGAUGCAGAUCUGGAUCAAGGGCGUCAUGACGGCCGAGGAUGCCGAGUUGGCAAUCAAACACGGGUGCGAUGGAAUCAUUGUAAGCAAUCACGGCGGAAGACAACUCGACGGCGUAGCGGCCACGCUUGAUGCGCUGGUGGAAUGCGUCGACGCAGCGAAGGGUAGAAUUCACGUGCACAUGGACGGCGGGAUCCGACGAGGGAGUGAUAUUUUCAUUGCGCUGGCGCUGGGGGCGCAGUGUGUUUGGGUUGGACGUCCUGCCAUCUGGGGUUUGGCGUAUAAUGGGCAAGCGGGGGUUGAGAAGAUGCUGAGUAUCUUGUACGAGGACUUUAGACGGUGUAUGGCUUUGUGUGGGUGUAAGAGUGUUGAGGAGAUUGGAAGGGGUUGCCUGAGGAGGAUGGGAUACGAUGGGGUGUUGCGGAGAGUGGAGUAAUUGACUGUAGUGAUGGUUCAGCACUGGUUCAGCAUCUGUGUUACUAUGUAACGGUAUGCAGUUAGAGGCUGAGUCGAGACUUGAAUCCUCACAAGGACUUGCUGCAGUCAGUUUGGGAGGUCAAUUCUUUCCGUCUGCUACGGUUACUUGAACGAUUGUUCUCCCUUUUUCUUUGCCACAUAACCAGUGUUGUGGUAUAGGUGUC
Messenger RNA from Exophiala xenobiotica, 1735 nucleotides. RefSeq lists its product as uncharacterized. Gene Ontology annotation, molecular function: FMN binding; oxidoreductase activity. Lineage: Eukaryota; Fungi; Ascomycota; Eurotiomycetes; Chaetothyriales; Herpotrichiellaceae. The record is from RefSeq and is a predicted model, not a curated record. The transcript is spliced from 2 exons. The coding region runs from base 385 to 1530 and encodes 381 amino acids.